Zea mays is the source of this 680-nucleotide messenger RNA. RefSeq lists its product as uncharacterized. Lineage: Eukaryota; Viridiplantae; Streptophyta; Magnoliopsida; Poales; Poaceae. Gene Ontology annotation, cellular component: prefoldin complex; cytoplasm. Gene Ontology annotation, biological process: protein folding. The record is from RefSeq and is marked validated. Gene Ontology annotation, molecular function: protein folding chaperone.
AGCAAGCGCCGCAUCCCUCGCCUCUUCCCGACUUCCCCCCUCGAUUCGAUCCGAGCUCACUUCUAGGGUUCUUGGCCCCGCUCCACCGUCGCCCAUGGCAGACGAUGCCAACCGAGCGGCCUUCAUGGAGCUGCAGUCCCGGAUGAUAGAUACCACCGCGAAGAUCAAGCAGUUACAAACCCAAAUGCGUUCUAAAGAAGGGGAAAAGAAGCGUGCCUACCUUACUUUGGAGGAACUUCGCCAGUUGCCAGAUGAUACCAACACCUACAAGACUGUCGGAAAAGUGUUUAUUCUGGAGCCGAAGUCAGUUCUGUUCAAUGAGCAGGAGCAAAAGCUUAAUGACAGUGAGAGUGCGAUAGCUUCAAUGCAGACAUCCAAAGACUACCUUGAGAAACAGCAGGGCGAAGUGGAGAACAAUAUUAGGGAGCUGCUUCAACAGGACCCAGGACUUGCGCGUCAGAUCCUCUCAAUGACCGUUCAAUGAGAGUUGUUUUUCUCUCCAUUUAAUUUUUUAGAUAAUUUGUAAUGUCGCAGUUUGAUCAGUCAUGCUGUGGUCUUGCCUUAUCUGUGAGACAUGUGCGGUCUGUAAUUUCUGAGGUGUUUGGCUGGUGGAAUGAUGUGGUCCAUCAUUAUCUCACUCUAGUGCUUUGUUUGGUUUGUGGAAUAGAUUGAGUUAAUUC